This is a messenger RNA of Oreochromis aureus, 2687 nucleotides long. RefSeq names its product spliceosome associated factor 1, recruiter of U4/U6.U5 tri-snRNP (gene sart1). Gene Ontology annotation, cellular component: U4/U6 x U5 tri-snRNP complex. The record is from RefSeq and is a predicted model, not a curated record. The coding region runs from base 200 to 2509 and encodes 769 amino acids. NCBI's taxonomy places the organism in Eukaryota, Metazoa, Chordata, Actinopteri, Cichliformes, Cichlidae. Gene Ontology annotation, biological process: maturation of 5S rRNA; mRNA cis splicing, via spliceosome. The transcript has 2 exons.
AAUGUUCGAUCGCAGGAAGUGUGUUUUAAGGAAACAGCAAGGCUGUUGUUCGCUUUAUGUUUGUUCUUAAACUUGGAAGAACGUGGAGUGAUGUUAUUUACGCUGGCCUGAAGAAAACGUACAGCCGACUACUCUAGUGCCUGACUGAGAUUGGAUUUUUAACGCAAAGUUCAAUCUUUGCCUUCGAACUACAUAAACGAUGGGUUCGUCUAAGAAACACAAGGAAAAGAGCCGCGAUAAGGACACAGAGGAGCGGCGUCGUGAACAUAAGAAACAUCGCCACAAGGAGCGCGACAGAGACACUUCGGACCGAGACAAGGAGAAAAGAAAGCGCUCCAGGUCCAGGGAAAGAAGCAGACGGGAGAGCCGUGGGAAGGGUGAAAGGAGCAGCGGGGAACCACGAGUGAAGAAGGAGAAAGUAGAUGCGGGAUUUGAGGAAAGCAAUACUGAAGUGCAGCCUCAAUCUGCGAGCGGAGAUGCAUCUCUCAGCAUCGAGGAAACAAACAAACUCAGGGCAAAGUUGGGUCUGAAGCCUCUGGAACUGAAUGAGAACAAGAAGGAGCUUGGGACCAAAGAGGAACCCAUGGUUGCAGAGACCAUCAACCCCGUGGUCAUCCAGCAGCAGAAAGAGAUGAGAGAGAAGCUUGCAGCUUUGAAGGAAAAACGCAUACUCAACCAGAAACUGGGGAAAGUCAAAACCCUAGCUGAGGAUGACUGGCUGGAUGACACAUCCUCCUGGGUCGAGAGAAGCAGAAAGCUGGCAAAAGAAAAAGAAAUGGCAGAGAAAAGAGCCAAACUUCUGGAAGAGAUGGAUGAAGAGUUUGGUGUCAGCAAUCUGGUAGAGGAGGAAUUUGCCCAGAUUAAACAGGAUGCGUACACAUCUCGAGAUUUAAAGGGACUCAAAGUGCAGCACAAAGUCGAGUCUUUCUCUGAGGGCCAGACUGUCAUCCUGACCCUAGAAGACAAAGGUGUUUUGGAAGAGGAGGAAGAUGUGCUGGUAAACGUAGGACUGGUGGACAAGGAAAAAGCAGAAAAGAAUGUGGAAUUAAAAAAGAAAAAGCCAGAUUACAAACCUUACGAAGAAGAGGAGAGUGUUGACGACAUGGUUUCGUUUAAAUCUCGCUCUGUUCUGUCAAAGUAUGAUGAGGAAAUUGAAGGUGAGAAGAAAAAGAGCUUCCGGUUGAAUACAGGUGGUUUCGCCGAUGGAGAGCGAGAGCGCGAGCUCCAGGCCAUGAAAGAAAUGCUGCGAAAUCAGGCCCAGUCCUUGGAAAUGCCUGCGCUCUCUAUCGCCUCAGAGUACUACACACCACAGGAAAUGGUGGGCUUUAAAAAGACAAAACGUAGAGUGAAGAAGAUCAGGAAGAAGGAGAAGACAUCCACUGCAGAUGACCUUCACCUCGAUGACACCCGCAGCUCUGACUUUGGCUCCAGGACACGUGGCCGAGGCCGCAAACAGGAGGAUGAUGAAGACCAAGAAGUAAAGAAAGAGGAGAAGGUGGUGACGCAUGAAAUCCCCCUGCUGUCUGACGACAUCAGGAUGGCAGAAAUGGACAUAAGCGACGAUGAGGAAUUUACCCCUCCUGAGCCAGCUGUAAUUGAGGAGGAUGAGGCAGAGCAGGAGCUGCAGAAGCAGUUGGAGAAGCAGAGGAAGCUGAAGCAAAUGCAGCUCCUGAAAGACUCUGGGGCGAAGGUGGCAGAGCAGGUUAAGAAGCUUGUUAAAGAUGACAACGAAGACGAUCCUGACAAGAGGAACAACAUUGUUUUCAAUGCUACCUCAGAGUUUUGCAGAACCCUGGGUGAUAUCCCAACAUACGGACUGUCAGGCAACAGAGAGGACCAGGAAGACAUUAUGGACUUUGAACAGGAGGAGGAAAAAGAUGAUGCUGGAGGUUCAGACUCUGAUAUGGAUGAGAAUGUUGGAUGGAGCACAGUUAACCUGGAUGAGGAACAAAAACAACCAGAUUUCGCCACAGCCUCUGCCACCAUUUUGGACGAGGAGCCCAUCGUCAACUCCGGCCUCGCUGCUGCCCUGUUGCUGUGCAAAAAUAAGGGUCUGUUGGAGACUCAAAUGCAGAAAGUAGCACGUGUCAAAGCGCCAAAAGGCGCCCUGCCCAAUGGUGACUACUGCAUUGAGGACAAGAUGGGCUUUGAUGACAAGUACAGCCGCAGAGAAGAAUACAGAGGCUUCACGCAAGACUUCAAGGAGAAGGAUGGCUACAAGCCUGACGUCAAGAUUGAGUACGUGGACGAGUCUGGGCGGAAACUCACUCCAAAAGAAGCUUUUAGGCAGCUCUCCCAUCGAUUCCACGGAAAGGGGUCUGGAAAAAUGAAGACCGAGAGGAGGAUGAAAAAGCUAGAGGAAGAGGCGUUGCUGAAGAAGAUGAGCAGCAGCGAUACCCCUCUGGGAACUGUGGCUUUACUGCAGGAGAAGCAAAAAUCCCAGAAAACACCAUAUAUUGUGCUUAGUGGGAGUGGAAAGAGUAUGAAUGCAAACACCAUUACUAAAUAAACAUUAGGGGAGAAGUGUAUUAUAAUUGUGUAUAAUUAACGUAGAAACAUUCACGUGCAUAGAUAAAAUACACCACACACAUACACAUCUUUUAAUUAAUGUCUACAAUUUAAUGUCGUAGUUUAUAGAAGCUGCAUUGUUGUGUUGAAGAAUUGUUCAAUAAAAUCAGUACAAUUCA